GCUCCCUGAACCGAGGUCCGGUUCGUCUACGUGUGGACUACACUUCCCACAAUGCCUUCGGCCCAGCUUCCCUCCCGCCGUCUGGAGGAGCGCUGUACCCGCCAAUAGAAAAGCAGGAUUUCCAAGGGCCGUUCUCCGUGACCAAUGAGCUCGGCGGUGGGUGGAUCCCUCCCGUCCAUUGUUCUCGGUGCCCCGCCGGCUGGAGCAGUGGUGAAUCCCGAGGGGCCGGGUCGUGCCUAGGGGCGCUUUUGGUCUCAGAGCAGCCGCCGGAGCAGAAUCUGGUCUUCGGAGAGCAGGACUGCUUGUUGAAAUUUGAGAAAGGAGGUUUCAUCUUAGGGAGUGGCUGGAGAACACUGAGGUUCAAGGGUUGAAGCCCAAGUGAUUGCCCCAAGAACAUCGAUGAUGGCUGCGGAGAUACCUAGAGUGACCACUCCCCUGAGCCCUUUGGUCCAGGUACCGCAAGGGGAAGACGAACAGGAGGAGGAAGUCACCACCAUGAUCCUGGAGGAAGACUCCUGGGUGCAGGAAGCUGUACUGCAGGAGGAUGGUCCUGAGUCUGAGCCCUUUUCCCAGAGUGCCAGCAAAGGCAGCCCCCAGGACGAAUUGGCCGGGGGGCCGCAGGGUGCACUCGGCCGCCUUCGAGAACUCUGUCGACGCUGGCUGAGGCCGGAGGUGCACACCAAGGAGCAGAUGCUGACUAUGCUGCCAAGGGAAAUUCAGGCCUGGCUGCGAGAGCAUCGGCCGGAAAGCAGUGAGGAGGCAGUGGCUCUGGUGAAAGACUUGACCCAGACCCUUCGAAACAGUGAUUUUGAGAUCCAGAGUGAAAAUGGGGAGAACUCUCAUCAAGACGUGUUUGAGGAAGUUGAAUCACAUGAGAUGUUCUCGGAAACGCCUGAAGGGGAAGGCAUUCAGCAAUGCGAUUGGGAAAGUGACUUUGAGAGAGACUGUGGCUCCAGGAGGCCCCAGGGAAACACUCCAGAUGAGGACUAUGUAAAGGUGCCAUCCCAGGGCAGGGAAGCUGGACAGCUCAUAGGCCUUCAGGGUACCUACCUGGGUGAGAAGCCCUAUGAAUGUCCCCAGUGUGGGAAAACCUUCAGCCGGAAAUCCCAUCUAAUUACGCAUGAGCGGACCCACACAGGAGAAAAAUACUACAAAUGUGAUGAAUGUGGAAAGAGCUUUAGUGAUGGUUCAAACUUUAGUAGACACCAAACUACCCAUACUGGAGAGAAACCUUAUAAAUGCAGAGACUGUGGGAAAAGCUUUAGCCGGAGUGCAAACCUUAUAACCCACCAGAGGAUCCACACAGGAGAGAAACCCUUUCAGUGUGCUGAGUGUGGCAAGAGUUUCAGCAGGAGUCCCAACCUCAUUGCUCAUCAGCGAACCCACACAGGAGAGAAGCCAUACUCAUGCCCCAAGUGUGGAAAGAGCUUUGGCAACCGGUCCAGCCUUAAUACACAUCAGGGAAUCCAUACUGGAGAAAAGCCCUACGAAUGUAAAGAGUGUGGCGAAAGCUUUAGUUACAACUCCAACCUAAUUAGACAUCAGAGAAUUCACACGGGAGAGAAGCCGUACAAAUGCACGGACUGUGGGCAGAGGUUCAGUCAGAGCUCAGCUCUUAUCACUCACCGGAGAACUCACACAGGAGAAAAGCCCUAUCAGUGCAGCGAAUGUGGGAAAAGCUUUAGCCGCAGCUCCAAUCUGGCCACACACCGGAGAACCCACAUGGUGGAGAAGCCCUACAAGUGUGGGGAGUGCGGCAAGACCUUCAGCCAGAGCUCCAGUCUGAUUGCACACCAGGGGAUGCACACAGGAGAGAAGCCCUACGAGUGCCUGACGUGUGGGGAGAGUUUUAGCUGGAGCUCCAACCUCAUCAAGCACCAGAGGAUCCACACGGGAGAGAAACCCUACAAGUGUGGCGACUGUGGGAAGUGCUUCAGCCAGCGCUCCCAGCUGGUGGUACACCAGCGGACCCACACGGGUGAGAAGCCCUACAAAUGCCUCAUGUGCGGCAAAAGCUUCAGCCGGGGCUCCAUUCUGGUCAUGCACCAGCGAGCUCACCUGGGAGACAAGCCAUACAGGUGUCCUGAGUGUGGGAAAGGCUUUAGCUGGAAUUCAGUUCUCAUUAUACACCAGCGAAUACACACAGGGGAGAAGCCCUACAAGUGCCCCGAGUGUGGCAAAGGCUUCAGCAAUAGUUCCAAUUUUAUUACACAUCAGAGGACUCACAUGAAAGAGAAACUUUAUUGAAGUGGCAAAGAGAGAAACUUUGGGGCUGGGGAACUGGCCCAGGAGAGGGAAUUGGUCCUAACACAUAAUAUAUCUGGUGUCUCGUUAAAAAGAGCCCUUCUUCCUAAAUGCUCUUUGGGAUUUUUGCCACAAUCUUAUCCCUGCUUGUCCUCAUUUCUAGAAUGCUGUCAUCUUAGUGGUCAAAGUAAAACCCACAUACAGAUUAAAGAACAGAGCAUAGGGAUUGAAAGUUGGAAAAGUUGGGUCUUUUUCUGUUAAAUUUCACUACUUGAUUGGCUCCCUCUUUCCUGAUUCCUCUGUGCCUCAGUUUCCCCUUUGGUGAAAUGGGGAAAUGUUUCUCCAUGUAUAGUGGAAGAUGGCAUGGCCCACAACAUGGGCUGAAUCCUCAGAGAAAUACCAGAAAUCUAUUCAUGUGGUUCUAGCUAUUUUGCCACCACUGUGUUUGGCAAAGGUACCUUCACCCCAAGCUGCUAGCAUUCCAGGGCCCCCUGCCUAAGUCAGAACCAGCCUUCCUGGAUUUAGCGUCCUGGGACUUGAUAUCAGGUCAGAGAGGAGGGGCUUCUCAAAUCCUGCAUCAUCCACAUGAAGGUAAAGCCCUUUUCUAUUUCCAGAAAGUGUCAGGAGCACAGAAACAUGAGGGACUGGAACUGGUGUCCUUUCCUUUGAUAAGAGUUGGACAGGGCCUCCCA
Molecule: messenger RNA, 2936 nt
Organism: Loxodonta africana (African savanna elephant)
Lineage: Eukaryota; Metazoa; Chordata; Mammalia; Proboscidea; Elephantidae
Gene: ZSCAN2
Product: zinc finger and SCAN domain containing 2
Exons: 3
Coding region: 400-2247 (615 amino acids)
Source: RefSeq, a predicted model, not a curated record